AUGCUGCCCCACGUAGGCCGUGUGCGUUUGCCGCGCACAGCUCGUGCUUUCAGCACGAGUGUACGUGCCUGUCUUGCUACGCCGCAACAAGAGCGACCUACCCACCCAUCGCGUAUGCCGCGCUACGCGGAGCUGCUCUCACAGCUGGAGCGUGUGCGUCCGCUGCUCGGUGGACGGCCCCUGACGUUGGCCGAAAAGAUACUGUACUCGCAUCUGCUGGAGCCUGAGGCGGAUUUGGAGGGCGUUGGCUCGGAUGCAAGCAAGAUCCGUGGCUCGCGCUACUUAAAGCUGAAAAUUGAUCGCCUUGCAAUGCAGGACGCCUCGGCGCAAAUGGCCCUGCUGCAAUUCAUGACGUGUGGUUUAACACAGGCGGCUGUGCCUGCGAGUGUGCACUGUGACCACUUGAUUCAGGCCUUUGAAGGUGCCGAGGCUGAUCUGAAGCGCUCCUUGUCGACGCACCAUGAAGUGUUUGCGUUCCUUGAGUCGGCGUGCCGUAAGUACGGCAUUGAGUUCUGGCGGCCUGGCAGUGGUAUUAUUCACCAGAUUGUGCUGGAGAACUACGCUGCACCAGGUCUGCUGAUGCUCGGCACAGACUCUCAUACGCCCAAUGCGUCAGGUAUGGGAUGUCUGGCCAUUGGUGUCGGUGGCGCUGAUGCCGUGGAUGCGAUGACGGCUACGCCCUGGGAGCUGCUAGCACCCAAGGCCCUGGGUGUGCACCUCCACGGCGAGCUCUCGCCCUGGUGCUCGGCGAAGGAUGUGAUUCUGCAUCUGGCUGGUCAGCUUACGGUGCGUGGCGGUACUGGGUACAUUGUCGAGUACUUCGGCGAGGGUUUGGCGACGCUGCCUGCGACAGGUCUCGCUACAAUGUCGAACAUGGGAGCGGAGAUUGGCGCGACGACCAGUGCGUUCCCCUACACGGCAGCUAUGGGCCGAUACUUGGAAGCCACAGGCCGUGGCGCCGUGGCGCGGGGUGCAGCGCAAGCGGCGGAAGCCGGUCUGCUAAAGGCUGAUCAAGGCGCAGAGUACGAUCAGGUGAUCGAUAUUGACCUGUCGAAGUUGGAGCCGAGCUUGAAUGGGCCCUUCACGCCGGAUCUCAACGUGCCACUGACGGAGUUUGUGCAGCGCUCGCAGUCCAACGACCCACCGCACCCUGUGGAACUGAGCUCGGCACUGAUUGGCAGCUGCACCAACAGCAGUUAUGCGGACAUGAGCCGUUGUGCCGACCUGGCUCGUCAAGCAACGCAGGCAGGCCUGCAGACCAAGGUGCCGUUUGACGUGACUCCCGGUUCGGAGCAGGUGCGUGCGACAGUGGAGCGAGAUGGUAUCACGCAGACGCUCACUGACGCCGGUGCGCGUGUGCUCGCCAAUGCGUGUGGUCCGUGCAUUGGUCAGUGGAAGCGCACCGACAAACAGGGCGAGUCGAACGUGAUUCUUACGUCGUUCAACCGAAACUUCCGUGGUCGCAAUGACGGGAAUGCGAAGACGCUCAACUUCCUCGCUGCGCCGGAGAUUGUGACCAUGUAUGCAUUUGCAGGUCGCUUGGACUUUGACCCACGUACGGACUCGCUUCCCACGCCGGAUGGCAAGUCAUUCCGCUUUGCGCCGCCGAAGUGGGAAGAGUUGCCGACGCAGGGCUUUGUGCCGGGCGAUGUGAGCUACCUUCCGACGCCCAUGCCGGCGCCGCAGCCAGAGGUCUCGGUGGUCAUUGACCCCCGGAGUGAGCGUCUGGAACCCCUUACGCCGUUUGAGAGCUACUUUGCGCCGGAGGCCGCGGCCAAGGGCGUGUAUGAGCUGCCUUCGAUGCGCUGCCUGCUGCGUAUUCGCGGCAAGUGCACGACGGACCACAUUUCCGCCGCUGGCCCAUGGCUCAAGUACAAGGGCCAUCUGACCAACAUUGCGGAGAACACGCUGAUCGGCGCGAUGAACGACAUGACAGGCGAGGUCAACGAGGCACGUGACUAUAUCGACGAGGCGCCGCGUACGACGACCAUUCCUGCGAUGGCCAAGCGUUGGAAGGCGCGUGACCAGCCGUGGAUGAUUGUGGCGGACCACAACUACGGUGAGGGCAGCGCGCGUGAGCAUGCGGCGCUGCAGCCGCGUUUGUACGGCUGUGCCCUGGUGCUGGCCCGCAGCAUUGCGCGUAUCGCAGAGACGAAUCUGCGUAAGCAGGGUGUCAUGACCCUCCUAUUUGAAAAUGAGGACGACUACCUGAAGAUUGACGGUGGUGAUAUUGUGGAGACGGUGAACCUGAGCGAUCUCAUGCGCCCAGGCGCCGAUCUCUCGACGCAGGUGCGCGUGCGCGUGACCAAGCUCGCUGAGGAUGGCCAGGUGAAGGAACAGUUUGAGAUUCCGACGCGCCAUUCGCUGAGCCCGACCCACCUGUCAUGGAUCCGUGCCGGCUCGGCACUGAACUGCAUUCGCGCGCAAGCGGGUGCGGCGACGUCUGCGCCGAAGGCGGAUGUGAGUGGUACACGUGCCUUCUCGACAUCGACUUCGCGCCGUGCGCCGCCGGCGGUCAACACAGGCAACGACCCACGCUACGAGGUGCUGCGUCAGUUGCUGUUCCCUGCCCCCGCUGGCAAGAAGAAUGCCGGUCCCCGUACCAUGUCAGACGCUCUGGGUCAAGGGGCUGCGUCGCGCGCUGUGUACGAUACGAUUUCGCGCGCGUGGAAGCUGCAUGAGCGCCGACAUAAGGAGGCCUUUGUGCAGUCGCUGAAGACGAAGCGUGCGCGCCUGGACGAGGCCCUGGCCGAUCUCAAGGCGGAGGACGCGUCGCUGUGGAAGCAGGCGCUGCAGUACGCGGGGCCUACGAAGCGCAAUGCGGAAGAGCAAGCGCGAUUGCAGCGUAUGGGUCUCGCUAUGAACGACGCUGCCAAGGAGGGCGAGGCGCCUGGCAGCCGUAUGAUGGCCAAACGCCGUGCGCGUUUGAUGGCGCGCACGCGUCUAGCGACGCUGUUCCCUCGAGAACUUCGCGCGCCGACGAUCACGCCGCCGCUGAAAGGAUGGCCAGCGUACGUCGCGGAUGAAGAGUAG
Malassezia pachydermatis is the source of this 3033-nucleotide messenger RNA. RefSeq names its product aconitate hydratase. The transcript has a single exon. The coding region runs from base 1 to 3033 and encodes 1010 amino acids. Gene Ontology annotation, cellular component: cytosol; mitochondrion. Gene Ontology annotation, molecular function: aconitate hydratase activity; 4 iron, 4 sulfur cluster binding. Lineage: Eukaryota; Fungi; Basidiomycota; Malasseziomycetes; Malasseziales; Malasseziaceae. Gene Ontology annotation, biological process: tricarboxylic acid cycle. The record is from RefSeq and is a predicted model, not a curated record.